Messenger RNA from Saccoglossus kowalevskii, 1636 nucleotides. RefSeq lists its product as uncharacterized. Gene Ontology annotation, biological process: negative regulation of smoothened signaling pathway. The record is from RefSeq and is a predicted model, not a curated record. NCBI's taxonomy places the organism in Eukaryota, Metazoa, Hemichordata, Enteropneusta, Harrimaniidae. Gene Ontology annotation, cellular component: ciliary membrane; Golgi apparatus.
CGCCAGACUUGUUGGCCACGACAAUCGACAAAGUAUUGGUUUGUUGUUUUUAUUUAAGAAACCCCAUUUUGAAAAAUGAUUUAUUCAUUUUACUGGAGAUACUACUCAUGAAACAUUUUCUAUAACAUUGCUAGUGACUGCCUCGUAGUGUCUGAUCAAGGACAAGUAAUUUUUUUGAACCUGUCUUCCUGGAGAAGUAACCAUUUGGCAAUGCAAUUUGUCAUUAGAAGUUGAAAUCUUCCAGUUGGCGGUCCUACGGUCUAGCGCCCAGGAGGUGGCUAAGACAUCUAUAGUAUCUGCGUCAAAUUGACUGAUCAUUAUGGAUAAACUUACUGUUAUAUCUGGAUUUUUGUUUUUUGCGGCCGAUGUGUUUGCGAUUGCAAGUUUAGCCAACCCAGAGUGGAUCAUUACAGACGAGGCUGGUGAGGUGCGUAUUGGUCUCACAUGGCAAUGUCAAACCAUAUAUGGGCGUGAACCAGUGUGUACAGGGCCUCGUUUAUCACCAGAGUGGAUGACUACAUUAUUUUUCAUAUUACUGGGAGUCAUUUGUCUAACUGUUACUUGGAUACUCCUCAUUGUGUCACAUUGGAAACCAGUAGUUUUGAAAUAUGCAAGAUGGAUAGCAUUUGUUGGAAUGGUGUUAUUUUGCCUUGCUGCGUUAAUAUUCCCGAUAGGAUUCUACAUGGAUGAGAUCGGUGGACAGCCGUAUAAACUGCCAAGCAGUGUUCAAGUUGGAUCUUCUUACGUCCUCUUUAUCAUGUCCAUUUUUUUUACAAUCAUCUCAGAACUGUUUGCAGGAAAAGUUUGUCUUCCAAUGAUCUGACAGUAAAUUGGGUGCCCUUUGCAGUGCCACUUGCAAAGUGACCCCCACCUUUACUGAAUGGCUUUGAUGUUUGCUGCUAACAGUCACUUUGCUGACAUGGAUUGAUUCUUUAUUUAUUUGCUGGCUUCUGAUCGAAAAUGUAUCAUGCUGGGAACAUUUUAGGCUUGUCAGCUCACCAGUUAUUACUUUUUUUUGUACAUUUGUAAAUAUUUUUGUAUUCUAUUUAAAUUAUGCAUGGUGUAUGUACUAACAUCAACAAAUCUAUUCCAUGUUUAUUUGUAUACCAUAGGUUGUCCAUAUACCAUGUAAGUAUUCUGAUCUAGGUGAAAGGCCUUCAUUUGGUGUAAAAAAUAAUUGUCAAUUUAUUUUCAUGUGAUAAAAAUAUAGUUUUAAUUUUGUUGAUAAUGAAAAAUAUAUAACAAGUUUUAUUAUUAAUGACCAUUCGAUUUCUAGGUGACCAUUAUUUUUUAGUUCCACUCAAAUUAACAAUGACAGUAUUUCAAUUUGGUCAUGCUGUUUCACAAUAACUUACUUGCUAUUGAGUUGGUACAAACUUUAUUACUUACUAAUAAUUAUAAUAACGUACUCAAAAAUAUGUUUGUUUGGUUAUACAUUAUGCUUGGUGGUGCCAGCAAUGGCGACCAUGGAACAGAUUUAUCAGUUUUCACAGAGUUGACAGCUUAUUUUCAAAACAUUGUUCAUCCUUUGCAAAUGUUGUGUUCUUAAAGAGGUGUCAGCAACUACAAAAUACAUAAAUUUCACUCCAGAAAGAUUGAAAUAUUCUAAAAAUGACUCCUAAAUGUUUAUUAUAGU